This is a messenger RNA of Theobroma cacao (cacao), 3156 nucleotides long. RefSeq names its product putative serine/threonine-protein kinase At1g54610. NCBI's taxonomy places the organism in Eukaryota, Viridiplantae, Streptophyta, Magnoliopsida, Malvales, Malvaceae. Gene Ontology annotation, biological process: positive regulation of transcription elongation by RNA polymerase II; protein phosphorylation. The record is from RefSeq and is a predicted model, not a curated record. Gene Ontology annotation, cellular component: cyclin-dependent protein kinase holoenzyme complex; nucleus. Gene Ontology annotation, molecular function: ATP binding; RNA polymerase II CTD heptapeptide repeat kinase activity.
CACCUUCAGUUUAGAAAGAGAACGAGAGAGUGGUUUCUGUUGACUGAGCCAGAGCCGGCAGAGGCCGUCUCUGUCUAUAUAUGAAUAGUAUUGAUAUUUUUAAGUAUUCAAAAUUUUCAUUAUUUAUUAAUAUUAUAUAUCUCUUACAUGUUUAUGUGUACGCGUUUAUCAAAAAUCAAACAGAGCCACAGUUUCCUUGGCGAUUAAUUAAAGCUCUCUCUCUCUCUCUCUCUCUUUUCUGUCUCUCUGUUUCUCAACUUUCAACCUCGUGACAGAUAUCCAGGUACUACGAAUUUGUUUCCCAGUGUUAUAAUCUUCUGUAAUAUUUCUGGGUUUUGAUUGUUUCUUGGGUUGGAGUCAUCUUUAUCUGUUUUGGAGGUCCAAUAUCAACGUUACUUGUAGCAUACUCUAAUUUGGAAACCUUGGGUCUUGAGGGGUGACUUUGAAUUGUUCAAAAGAAUUUAAGAUAAAGCUUGGAUUUCUAUCGGUCGUGUAGUCCAAAUUCUUCAAUUUUGAUGGAUUGGAUGUAGAGAGUUUUCGAAUUCUUUGGCAAGAUUGAUAAGAAAGGUUAGAGUUAGCUAGAUUGAUAGGGAGGUUAUUUGUUGUUGCCCUGUUGGUGAUUGUAAUUAUAUAUACAAUAUAUAGAAGACAUGGGUUGCAUGAGCUCUAAGUCUGCGGCUGUUGAAGAUAGCCGUGAGAAUCACAAAGAGAGGUUGACGCGAAAGGGGUCAUUAGAUAAGCUUGUUCCACGAGCUAAUUCAUCAAGAAGAGAGCAGGCUGUUCGAUCAAAGGAAUAUGAUGGCGGUGAUGUGAAAGUCUUGUUGAUCGAUAAGAAAACGAGUGGUUCCAAUCGUUUUUGUUAUAACGAUCAGGUUGAGAAGAAGAAGAUCAUUGAUAAGUUUGAGAUGAUUGAGAAAAAUAAGGUGGAGAAGUGUGACGUUACAAUUGCUGGUCAUAAUCCAGGUUCAGGAAGGGUGCUGAAUAGCAUAGAAGGAGAGCAGGUUGCUGCAGGGUGGCCUUCUUGGCUUGUUGCUGUGGCAGGUGAAGCUAUCAAGGGAUGGAUACCACGACGUGCCAAUACUUUUGAGAAGUUGGAUAAAAUUGGCCAAGGAACUUAUAGUAGUGUGUAUAAGGCUCGUGAUGUCAUUCACAAUAAACUUGUGGCUCUGAAAAAAGUGCGGUUUGAUAAUCAUGAUCCUGAGAGUGUGAAGUUUAUGGCAAGGGAGAUUAUGCUUUUACGAAGACUUGAUCAUCCAAAUGUUAUUAAACUUGAAGGCUUGAUCACAUCCCCAAUGUCAUGCAGCUUAUACCUUGUUUUUGAAUAUAUGGAACAUGAUCUCGUGGGACUUGCAUCACUUCCUGGGAUCAAGUUUCCAGAGCCUCAGAUUAAAUGCUACAUGCAGCAACUUCUAAGUGGACUUGAUCAUUGUCACAGCAAUGGUGUCCUUCAUCGUGACAUAAAGGGUUCAAAUCUUCUCAUUGACAGUAAUGGAAUCUUAAAGAUUGCGGAUUUUGGAUUAGCAUGUUCUUUCGAUCCUCAUGAUAGUGUUCCAAUGACCAGCCGUGUGGUGACUCUUUGGUAUCGACCACCAGAACUUUUGUUAGGAGCUUCACAUUAUGGGGUUGCAAUAGAUUUAUGGAGUGCUGGUUGCAUACUUGGGGAACUAUAUUCUGGCAAACCUAUUUUGCCUGGGAAAACAGAGGUUGAGCAAUUACAUAAGAUUUUUAAGCUAUGCGGCUCACCAUCUGAGGAAUACUGGAAAAGAGCUAAAUUACCUCAUUCGACAGUGUUCAAGCCUCUACACCCAUAUAGACGAUGUGUUGCUGAAACAUUUAAAGACUUUCCCUCUCUUGCUGUGAGUCUCAUGGAGACCUUGCUUUCCAUAGAUCCUGUUCAUCGAAGAACUGCAGCUUUUGCUCUGAAGAGUGAGUUCUUUAAAACUGAACCUCUUGCUUGUGAUCCUUCAAGUUUACCCAAAUAUCCUCCUAGCAAGGAGAUUGAUGCUAAGCUUCGGGAUGAAGAAGCUAGAAGGCAAAGAGCAGUUGGGAGCAGGGGUUCAAGGGUUGACAUGGAAAGAAGGGGACAGAAGGAAUCACUUGCAAUACCAACAUCCAAUUCUAAUACUGAGCUGGCCACAUCAAUGCAGCGAAGACAACCUCAUCCUAAUUUCAAGAGCAGGAGUGAGAUGUUCAACUCUCGUAAAGCAGAUGCCAUUUCUGGUUUUCUUAAUGAUCCUCCUAAACAGACACAUGCUGCAAAAGAAGGAAGUAGAGAUUUCUUAGAGUACAAUGGAAAGAAAAUUUCACAUUCAGGUCCGUUGGUCCAUGGCACUGUAUUUGGGAAGUCUGGGAAGGAACAUGAUGAUCUUCAUAUGGUUUCAUCCAGAGCCAACUUAUCAAAAUUAUCUGGUUUAGUAGCUACUAGAACUUUGGCUUCCGAAGAUCACAGAGAGAAACCUGGACCUUUGACUCUAGAAGCAGUAAACCAAGUGGGCAGGUCUCAGAGAUCAUUUAAUGAAUUAGAGUCUGCAGGAAAACAGAAUGUCAGACGUCAUAUACCAAAGACUGCAGAGUCUCCCCAGACAGGAGGUGGAAGAGCCUGCAUUAAGGAAUCAAGUCUGCAUGGUCGUGGUCCUAGGGGAAACAAAAUUUAUGUCUCUGGUCCAUUGCUUGCUCCAUCCGACAAUGUUGAUCAGAUGCUUAAAGAGCAUGACCGCAAGAUCCAAGAAUUUGCUCGAAGAGCAAGACUUGACAAGACAAAACUUGGGAAACUACAAGCUCAAGGGAAGCAAGUAACAGAAAAUUCAUUGUUUCUCUCCACUCACGGAGCUGGAUAGAUGUUUUAUCCUAAUUUCUCUCUUGUGGUGGAGCUGGAAAAAUCAGCUAACCUGCUACCCAGAGAGAUAACUAGUUUACAGUAUCUAUUUUGUAUAGUAAGUCCAUUGUUUUUCUUUGAUUUGGUAAGGUAUAAAUGUGCCUUUUAUAGAAUAUAAUUCUUUGGCUUUGUAGGUCAUUAGUACUCUUUAUACAUCAAGAAUAGGAUCAAUUAAAAGCAUUACAAUUUUGAAACUAUUCUUGUCAAAGUCUUAUUUCAUGGAAUUAGAAUAUUCAGAAAUGGUGUGAAAGUGGAUAAAAAGAAAUGUUUUCUGGCCGUCA